CGUUAAUCAUUGACUGCAUCGAUCGGUAAGAUUAGGCCGUAACAGAAUUUGGUCUUUUCCGGCUGCGGCUGUGGCUUUUUGUCAUUGGCACGAUACACGGAAUAGCUGUAGCCGUCAACAGCAAUGCCGGUGUCGCAUACCGCUUAGUAUGCUGGUUCUGUACACGCACUGCCGAGCUGAAAAAUAGUAAGGCAUAAUUAUUGUGUAAUAUUAUAACCAUCAAACAUGUCGAGUCAAACUGUGUGUGUACGUGAAACCAUCGAGUGAACAUCAGUGAAUGAAGGCCCAAGUUGAUCCGUUGGUUGUCAUGGCUUCGUAAUUUGCAACCACCUCCUAAUGUCACCAGAUACGUGCAUUGUUCAUUUGACAUUGAAAUUGUGCGACGUCAUUGAAACACAAUGAUAAAUCUCUGGAAGAUUUGAUAUUAACGCAAGAACCCACGCAGCAAGCUCGUCGGGAUCCUGAGUGAUCAUCACGUUGAUCAUCACGUUGGGUGGGGUACAAGACCACGAAUGCCAUAUUGUGUGGUAGAACCAGAUGUUCUACACGUUAAUGGCCUCACCUCAACCAGCAACUGUAACCAGCAUCACAGAUCGAGAGCAACAUGCACGCAUAUAGUGACACGCAGUAGCCAUUAUGGAUCCUAUACAUUACGUGUAAUGCGAACGGCAGUGGUAGCUAGUGGUGCUUGAUAAUGAAUUGUAAAUUAACAUAGCACUCAUAAUUAAUAGCGGCGGUUGUAUGAUGCACAGACGACGGCUGAUGCUCGUAUUGGCGCUGCUAGCGGGGUUGUAUUGCACGAGCUGGUUCAAGAUCAUGACGUGGAGUUCGUUCAGUCAGAACCAAGCUUCACUGGAGAUGGAGGAUAAUACGGCAGGGAAAAACAUCGCCGGGCAGGUGGAGACUGAACAGUUAGCAGGACCGGCAAUCACUUACAAACCCAUGUACAGCAAGGAAGAGAUCAACCCCCACCAUUUCCAUUUUCUGAUCGCCAAUGUAGACGCCUGCACCUCCGCAGAUAAUACCUCCGUGUUCCUGGUUAUGCUAGUCAAGAGCAGCGUGGAAGACGUCUACGACCGGGAGCAGAUACGACGCACGUGGGGCGGAGACACCGUGGUAAAAGACAAGCGGACGCUCACCAUGUUCCUCCUGGGAACCAUCACCGGCAAUCAGACCACCACUCUCUCGGUCAAAGAGGAGAACGACCGGUACAACGACAUCAUACAGGAAGACUUUGUCGACUCCUAUCAGAACUUGACCAUCAAGAACAUGAUGGGGCUGAAGUGGAUCAGCAUGUACUGCCCCAACGUGACAUACGUGGCUAGCGUGGACGCGGAUGUGAUGAUCAACGUGAACAACCUGGUGACGAGGUUAUCGGACAAGCCACGGCGGCAGUUUGCUGAGGGAAGCCUCCGAGCCAAAGCCGCUCCGGUCCGAGACUCGAAAGGCAACGCCAAGAAGUGGUACACUCCCAAGGAGGUGUACCCGGAGGCCACGUAUGCGCCGUUCUUCCCUGGCUCCUGCUACGUGAUGUCAGGGGACGUGGCUAUCAGCAUCUACGCAGAGUCCUCUCACGUUCGCUACCUACCAUGGGACGAUGUCUUCGUGGGCCUGGUCAUGAAGCGUAUCGGAGUCACGCCCUUACAGGGUAGAGGGUAUGAAAAAUACCCCCGGAAGUACGAAAACAACACCCUCAGGUGGACGCUGAAGCACGCCAUAGCCGUGAUUAUUCGCCACCAAAAACACAAAGUGGACGAACGUUUGAUCAAAAUUUGGCAAACUGUUGCCAACACCCAGAAGCACGACAAAUUUGACAAGUAUGACGUGCUGUUGAUUUUCCUGGCCGUUAUCGGAGUUUUAGUUGUGUACUUGCUCAUCGCACUGGCAUUCCUUAUAAAAUGUCGGCAAGAUGAAUCCGAUUUGGACGAUUAUGAAAGUGACGAUAGCUUUGUUGAUUAGCUACAAAAUCCAUCAAAUGUAGUGGCCCUAAAGGGACAUUUUCAUUUAUUAAUUAUUAAUUAAUUUCUUUUUUUAUAUUUAUUUUAUGGGGCCACAUAUUUCUUUUUCAUUUGAGCAAAUGCAUUGCGAACUACCGAACAAAGUAAUCGGUGUUGUAUUGCCAAGAUCGGAGAGAAAUGCGACACUUUGAUUUCACUUCUGCUCAGGGCUAUCAUUCCUUGACAGGGAAUGGCUCCCAUAAACCAGUUUGGUACAAAGAGCACACAUAAAGAGCAUGUAGCAGUUUGCGAUUGGAAAAAAAAAACAAAUUCAUCAUUUUUGUCUUACAGUCUACAUGCAUAGUUAGCGUUCACAUUUUUUACAAAUCUUUACUUCUCAACAAAGUAAUGAUGUUCAACAUAGGCCAAAUAGGCUAUAGUUAUGAAUGUCUACAUGAUAAUGGCAAUCCAAGCAAAAUCGAGGGAAACCUUGGAAACAAAGGCACAAUAUUAGUUUUAAAAAAAAAACAUUUUUAACAUAA
Molecule: messenger RNA, 2479 nt
Organism: Patiria miniata (bat star)
Lineage: Eukaryota; Metazoa; Echinodermata; Asteroidea; Valvatida; Asterinidae
Product: beta-1,3-galactosyltransferase 1-like
Exons: 1
Coding region: 742-1959 (405 amino acids)
Cellular component (GO): membrane
Molecular function (GO): hexosyltransferase activity
Source: RefSeq, a predicted model, not a curated record